Hippocampus comes (tiger tail seahorse) is the source of this 2634-nucleotide messenger RNA. It is a transcript of the gene ntrk2a, whose product is annotated as neurotrophic tyrosine kinase, receptor, type 2a. The record is from RefSeq and is a predicted model, not a curated record. The coding region runs from base 29 to 2503 and encodes 824 amino acids. The transcript has 20 exons. Gene Ontology annotation, molecular function: brain-derived neurotrophic factor binding; brain-derived neurotrophic factor receptor activity; ATP binding. NCBI's taxonomy places the organism in Eukaryota, Metazoa, Chordata, Actinopteri, Syngnathiformes, Syngnathidae. Gene Ontology annotation, biological process: cellular response to brain-derived neurotrophic factor stimulus; protein phosphorylation; multicellular organism development. Gene Ontology annotation, cellular component: axon; signaling receptor complex; plasma membrane.
GCGCCUUGGCUGAGAUUUGCAACCCGACAUGCGCGCACAUAAAACCGGCGUUCGUGGGGCUGGGUGGUCCCAAACGCCGCGGAGUAGCUAUAAUGGCUGGAUGUUGUGCUUGUGGCUGGUUGUGGCCGGGCUGGCGGUGGGCUCCGGAGACCUGCGGCUGUCCGCCGAGCCAUGCCCGUCCUCUUGCGCCUGCAGCAACACCAGGAUCUCGUGCGUGGACCCGGAGAGGGGCAUCGCCACCUUUCCCACCCUGCAGAGCGAGGCGGAGAUGGAGAACAUCACGGACAUCUACAUUGCCAACCAGAGCACCUUCUCGUCCAUCAGCGACAAGGACCUGCACUACUACAAGAACCUCAGGAACCUAACGGUGACCAACAGCAGGCUGACGUACGUCUCCAAGCUGGCCUUUCAGAACAACGUCAAAUUACAAUAUCUGAAUCUGAAAGACAACAACUUGUCAUCGUUAUCCUGGACCAUAUUCCGACACCUCAACAUCUCCUACAUGAUCCUGACAGGAAACCCACUGCACUGUUCCUGUGAGAACAUGUGGAUCAAGCUGUGGCUGGGAGAGGAGGCGGACACCCAGGAACUGCGCUGCAUCGAGGACGGUGGAGGACGCAGCCUGCUGUCCAGACUCAGACUUGCCAACUGCGAGCUUCCCAUGGCGACACUGACGGCGUCCAAAGUGACCGUCAUGGAGGGUGAGAACAUGCAGCUGUCCUGCACCACCUCCGGAGUUCCCUCGCCCGACCUCAUUUGGAACAUGACGCUGGUCACAAACUACGAGAUCGCGACAGCAGGUCAGAUCUCCACACUAUGGUUGUCCAACUUGUCAUCGUUGGACCAUAACAGUAAGAUCAGCUGCACCGCACAGAACAUCGUCGGCGAGAAAGAAUCCUCGCUGCUCUUGGACAUACUCUUUCCUCCGAAUAUCACCAAGUUGAGUGACGCCAUCUCAGACCACCACUGGUGCAUCCCCUUUAGUGUCGCAGGCAACCCCGAACCUCACAUGCAGUGGUUUCUGAACGGCAAAGCGGUGACGGAGGACAAAUUCAUCAAGACCAUGAUCUAUGAGGUGACCGAGCGCGAGUAUCACGGCUGCCUGCAGCUGGACAGCCCCACCCACCUCAACAACGGCCUCUACACGCUAUUGGCCAAGAACGAGUAUGGAACAGACCAGAAGCGGGUCGAGGCCCACUUCAUGCAUAAACCCUGGGACGGUGAGGACCCACACUUGACAGGAACUGACAAAGAUUCGUACUACUACGACUUCCCCAUAGAUGGACCCACUUCAGACCCGCCAGAGGACAGAGUCGCCGUGUACGUGGUGGUGGGCAUCGCUGCCGUCGCCUUCUUCGGUUUCCUGAUUAUGUUGGCCAUUCUCAAGUUUGGCGGCAACUCCAAGUUUGGCAUCAAAGGACCGUCCUCGGUCAUCAGCAACGACGACGACUCUGCCUCGCCCCUCCACCACGUCUCCAACGGCAGUAACACGCCAUCCUCCUCUGAGAUGGGCCCCGACGCCGUAAUCAUCGGCAUGACGAAGAUCCCCGUCAUCGAGAACCCACAAUACUUCAGGAGCUCCAACAGCUUGCUCAAGACAGACACCUUCGUCCACCACAUCAAGAGACACAACAUCGUGCUGAAAAGGGAACUGGGAGAGGGAGCCUUUGGCAAAGUCUUCCUCGCCGAAUGUUACAACUUGUCGCCUGACCAGGAGAAGAUACUGGUGGCUGUCAAGACACUUAAAGAGGCCAGCGAAAAUGCUCGCAAGGAUUUCCACCGCGAGGCUGAGCUCCUGACCAACCUCCAGCACGAGCACAUCGUCACCUUCUACGGUGUGUGCGUGGAGAGCGAACCCCUCAUCAUGGUGUUCGAGUACAUGAAACACGGAGACCUCAACAAGUUUCUCAGGGCUCACGGUCCGGAUGCAGUUCUGAUGGCAGAAGGCCAGACCACCAGACCAGUGGAGCUGACUCAGUCGCAAAUGUUGCACAUCGCCCAGCAGAUAGCGUCCGGAAUGGUCUACUUGGCGUCACAACACUUUGUGCACCGCGACCUGGCCACCAGGAACUGCUUGGUGGGCGAAAACCUGCUGGUGAAAAUCGGAGACUUUGGCAUGUCCAGAGACGUCUACAGCACUGACUACUACAGGGUAGGUGUGGGAGGUCACACCAUGUUGCCAAUCCGCUGGAUGCCGCCUGAGAGCAUCAUGUACAGGAAGUUCACCACGGAGAGCGAUGUCUGGAGUCUGGGUGUGGUCCUCUGGGAGAUCUUCACCUACGGCAAACAACCCUGGUACCAGCUCUCCAAUAACGAGGUGAUCGAGUGCAUCACCCAGGGCAGGGUGCUGCAGCGCCCCAGGACCUGCCCCAAAGAGGUCUACAACCUUAUGCUGGGCUGCUGGCAAAGAGAGCCCCACAUGAGACUCAACAUUAAAGAGAUCCACGGCCUGCUCCUCAACCUGGCCAAAGCCUCGCCCGUCUAUUUGGAUAUACUCGGAUGAACGCGGAGGAAAACACAAGGUGUCACUGUACAGGAUGUGAAAACAACUUUUAAAGGCAAUCCAAAAAAAAAAAAAAGAAAAGAAGAAUCCCCAAACACCUCCUUCCAAUAUUUCCCUUCUCAUCUUUCCUG